Guillardia theta CCMP2712 is the source of this 798-nucleotide messenger RNA. RefSeq lists its product as hypothetical. Gene Ontology annotation, cellular component: cytoplasm. The coding region runs from base 18 to 692 and encodes 224 amino acids. Lineage: Eukaryota; Cryptophyceae; Pyrenomonadales; Geminigeraceae. The transcript has 6 exons. Gene Ontology annotation, biological process: nucleoside triphosphate biosynthetic process. The record is from RefSeq and is a predicted model, not a curated record. Gene Ontology annotation, molecular function: ATP binding; AMP kinase activity; nucleoside diphosphate kinase activity.
AGAGGAGAGGCGGUACAAUGGCGCUAACCCUAGCGCUGUUUAUGGCGUCGAUCGCGAUGGCCUCAGGCUUCAUCAGCGUAGGAUCGACAAGCUUGAGCAACAUACUUGAACUACGAAAGGAUCAGUCCAAGUUCCCAGAUUCAUGCUCAUCCAAGAGUCUUCGUCUGAGGGGAGGCAGUUCGAGCACUUUGGCCAUGGCUGCACCAAGGAUCAUCAUCUCUGGUGCCCCAGCGUCGGGCAAAGGAACCCAGUGCGAAUACAUCGUCGAGAAGUUCGGAGUUGUGCACAUCUCUACGGGGGAUGCUCUCCGUGCUCAAGUGCAAGCUGGAACCGAGCUGGGAAAGAUGGCGAAGGGAUUCAUGGACAAAGGAGCUCUGGUUCCCGAUGACGUGAUUAUCGGCAUUGUCAAGGACAGGCUUGCUGAGCAAGAUUGCAAGGACAAGGGAUGGCUUCUUGAUGGUUUUCCCCGCACUGGAGUGCAGGCUGAUGCUAUGGAGAAGGCGGGGAUCAAGGCCGACAAGUUCGUGUUGCUCAACGUGCCAGACAACGUCCUGAUCGAGAGAUGUGUCGGCAGGAGGACUGAUCCUGUCACUGGAAAGAUCUAUCACAUGAAAUUCAACCCUCCUCCCAAUGACCCCGAGGUCUUGGCUCGCCUUGUUCACCGUCCGACGACACUGAAGAGGCCAUGGUAAAGCGUAUUGAACAAUACAAGAAGAAUGUCGAUGCGAUCAAGGGAUAUUACAAGGGCAUCACUCAUGAGUUUGAUGGAGUGGGGGACAAGCACGAUUUGGCAAGCAA